AUGUCGUCUCGCCAACCUCGUAUAUUGAUUUGUGGAAACCUGGUUUGGGCUCAUGAAGACGCCAGACAGCUUUUUGAUGGGCUCGCAGACAUUGUUGUUAUGGAUUCCCCAAAUCGCCCAGAUUUCCUUGCUGGGCUAAAGACAGGAGGAAGGUACCACGGAAUUGUGGGCAUCUACCGGCACAACACCUCCGCAGACCAUAUCGGCGUUUUUGACGAAGAGAUCAUCGAUGCUCUGGCUGAGACGGGGACUGUCCAAUGGAUCGCGCAUAACGGUGCAGGUUACGAUCAGAUUGAUGUUUUGCGAUGCGCAAAGAAAGGCAUCAGCGUGUCUAAUACUCCUGGAGCUGUUGAUGAUGCGACUGCCACUACGGCGUUGUACCUUGUCAUUUCUUGUCUCAGAAACUAUGCUUGGGCCGAACAAUCCCUUCGCCAAGGGACAUUCAAAUCGGUCCUCAAUCCUGGGCGGGCUCAUGAUGUUACGGGACGCACGCUGGGUAUCUUAGGCCUCGGCGGUAUUGGUCUUAGGCUUGCUCAUCUGGUACACGCAUUCCCUAUGCGCGUUGUCUAUUACUCGAGGAAUAAGUCUGCCAAUGCACCAGAGUGGUGCGAGUACAUCGACAGCUUGGAGGGGCUCUGUCGAGAAAGCGAUGUUCUGAGCGUGCAUGUUCCUUUACGUAACGAGACGGUUCAUCUGGUUGGCGAGAAGGAGAUUCGGACGAUGAAGAAGGGCAGUAUCAUCGUGAAUACCGCGCGUGGAAAGGUUAUUGACGAGGAGGCGAUGAUUCGCGCUCUUGCAGAUGGUCAUCUGUCAUCUGUUGGCCUGGACGUAUACCCAAACGAACCUUUCAUCAACCCGCGUUUACUCGAAUUCCCGCAAAAUGUACUCCUUCCUCACAUGGGAACAGAGAACCAGGAUUCCCAGCGUCACAUGGAGGUUCGUGCGCUCACUAAUUUGAGAGACUUCCUUCGCGAUGGUCAAGGGAAUGAUCUGAUCCCUGAGUUGCGGAGUAGAUUGUGA
Molecule: messenger RNA, 1020 nt
Organism: Suillus bovinus
Lineage: Eukaryota; Fungi; Basidiomycota; Agaricomycetes; Boletales; Suillaceae
Product: D-isomer specific 2-hydroxyacid dehydrogenase
Exons: 5
Coding region: 1-1020 (339 amino acids)
Cellular component (GO): cytosol
Molecular function (GO): hydroxypyruvate reductase [NAD(P)H] activity; NAD binding; glyoxylate reductase (NADPH) activity
Source: RefSeq, a predicted model, not a curated record